Molecule: messenger RNA, 2041 nt
Organism: Perca fluviatilis (European perch)
Lineage: Eukaryota; Metazoa; Chordata; Actinopteri; Perciformes; Percidae
Product: tripartite motif-containing protein 16-like
Exons: 1
Coding region: 44-1681 (545 amino acids)
Molecular function (GO): zinc ion binding; protein binding
Source: RefSeq, a predicted model, not a curated record
UCAGGAAGAGAGACUCAGAUGAGCGUUGUCACUGAGAACAGAAAUGGCGCAGAAAGGACUUCACCUGGACAUGGAAAAUUUCUCCUGUUCCAUCUGUCUGGAUCUAUUGAAGGAGCCGGUGACUACUCCCUGUGGACACAACUACUGCAUGAACUGUAUUAAAAGCCACUGGGAUGGAGAGGAUCAUAAGAACAUCCACAGCUGUCCUCAGUGCAGGCAGAUGUUCACACCGAGGCCUGUCCUGCUGAAAAACACCAUGUUAGCAGAUUUAGUGGAGGAGCUGAAGAAGACUGGACUCCAAGCUGCUCCUGCUGAUCACUGCUAUGCUGGAGCUGAAGAUGUGGUCUGUGAUUUCUGCACUGGGAGAAAACUGAAAGCACACAAGUCCUGUUUGAUGUGUCUGAUGUCUUACUGUGAUAAACACCUCCAGCCUCAUUAUGAUGUUCCUCAACUAAAGAAACACAAGCUGGUGGAGCCCUCCAAGAAGCUCCAGGAGAACAUCUGCUCUCAUCAUGAUGAGGUGAUGAAGAUUUUCUGCCGUACUGAUCAGCAGCUUAUCUGUUAUCUCUGCUUAAUGGAUGAACAUAAAGGCCACGACACAGUUCCAGCUGCAGCAGAAAGGACUGAGAGGCAGAAAAAGCUCAAGGGGAGUCCACUAAAGAUCCAGCAGAGAAUCCAGGACAGAGAGAAAGAUGUGAAGCUGCUUCAACAGCAGGUGGAGGCCAUGAAUCUCUCUGCUGAUAAAGCAGUGGAGGACAGCGAGAAGAUCUUCACUGAGCUAAUCCGUCUCAUGGAGAAAAGAAGCUCUGAUGUGAAGCAGCAGGUCAGAUCCCAGCAGGAAAGAGAAGUGAGUCGAGUCAAAGACCUUCAGGAGAAGCUGGAGCAGGAGAUCACUGAGCUGAAGAAGCUCUCACACACAGAGGAUCACAACCAGUUUCUAAAUAACUACCCCUCACCGUCACCACUCAGCCAAUCAGCAUCCAGCAUCGAUGUCCGUCCUCUGAGCUGCUUUGAGGACGUGAUAGCGGCCGUGUCAGAAGUCAGAGAUAAACUACAGGAUGUCCUGAGAGAGAAGUGGACAAACUGCUCACUGACAGGGACUGAGGUGGACGUUUUAGUGCCACAACCAGAGCCCAAAACCAGAGCUGACUUCUUAAAAUAUUCACGUGACAUCACACUGGAUCCAAACACUGCAAACACACAUCUGUUAUUAUCUGAUGGGAACAGGAAAGCAACAUAUAUGAGACAACAUCAGCUUUAUUCUAGUCACCCAGACAGAUUCACUGUAUGGCCUCAGGUCCUGAGUAGAGAGGGUCUGACUGGACGUGGUUACUGGGAGGUGGAGAGGAGAGGGGAAGGAGUACAUGUAGCAGUCGCAUACAAGAAUAUCAGCAGAGCAGGGGAGGAUUGUGGAUUUGGAGAAAAUGACAAAUCUUGGGCAUUUGAUUGUGAGAAUAAUAGUCAUUCAUUUUGGUACAACAAUGUCCAAACUCCCAUCUCAGGUCCUGUGUCCUCCAGAGUAGGAGUGUACCUGGAUCACAGUGCAGGUAUUCUGUCCUUCUACAGCGUCUCUGAAACCAUGACUCUCCUCCACAGAGUCCAGACCACAUUCACUCAGCCGCUCUAUGCGGGACUUUAUCUUUAUUAUGGACACACAGCUGAGUUUUGUAAACUGAAAUAGACAGAAGUCAUUUAAGGGUUAAUCUCUGUGUUUUAACUCUUCAACUUAUUCAGUCUCCAUGUUUGUUGCUGAGAGCUGAUUGGUGUGGCAUUUCUUCACUGCACAGAAAUCAGCUGUCAGUCAAACAUUAUGGGAUGUCCUUUGACAUCUUGUCAUUAGUUGUUGUGUAAAUGUUUGAGAUUCUUUAGGUGAUGCUUCUUCCUGUGUCUGUUUAGCCACGGAGGCUAUCACUGCUCAUGAUGAUGUUUGUUGACCUGAACUGAGAAUGAAAACUUCUUUGCUCUCUAAAUGUUUGAUUAAUAUUUGUAUCGAUGUAUUUGUAUGUUGUUGUUUCUCUUCCACAUCAUGGGUCUGAAGAAA